AUGAACAAACGUCCGCCACCUGUUCCCCUUACCGAAGCUGUCUUUCAUCUUCCUUUUUCAACAUCAUCCUUGUUGACUCUCUUUUACGUAAAAGACUUUUCUUCUUCUUCCCUAAGUUUCAUCCUGUACUUGGAGAUUCACGAAUUGAUGACUAGCCGGAAGAAUACACAUUGGUGUAACACUUGUAGAAGAGGAAUUCGUCUUCAAGGAGGUGACGUAAGAGGAGGAGGAGGAGCUUGCAUUCACUGUGGUGACACCUUUAUUGAAAGGCUCUGUGAGAAUGUUGAACUAAGCCCUUUUGAUGUUUUCGGAUUAGCAUUUGAAGAAGCUCGUCACCGUAGGGACAACAACAGAAGAUCAAUUCUUGAAAACCAGAUAAGUUUUCAAGAGUUGUUUAACCGGCUCUCAGCACAAGACCGACGUGGUCCUCCUCCAGCUUCACUAGCCGCGAUCAACUCAAUGCAAAAGAUCAAAAUCAGUAAAAAGCAUCUCGGGUUACAUCCGUAUUGCCCGGUUUGUCAAGACCAGUUUGAAACUGGAUCAGUAGCAAGAAAGAUGCCGUGUAGACAUAUCUACCAUUCGGAGUGUAUAGUCCCGUGGCUUGUCCAGCGUAACUCUUGUCCAGUCUGUCGGAAAGAACUGCCACAAGACCGGAAUAAUGGCCGGAAAAAUCCCUUGUUGUAUUUGUGGCCGUUCAGCUCCUCUGGUUCGGCCUCAAACCAUAACGGAUCAGCUUUUCAUUGAAAUGAUUUUGUCUCAGUCCAUGUGUUACAGAAUUGAUCUUGUUUAGAUUUAAAUAUUUGGAUGUACAUAAGGGUUUUGUAGCUCACUAGUCACUACGAAAGUACUCUUAUAUAUGUAAUGUAUAAAAUAUUAAUUGUUUUGUAUCAAAACUUGAAAGCAUAUGAUAUUGUUCCUGCUAGUGUGUCAAUAUAUAAGCUACAAAUUGUUGUUCCA
Molecule: messenger RNA, 957 nt
Organism: Thlaspi arvense
Lineage: Eukaryota; Viridiplantae; Streptophyta; Magnoliopsida; Brassicales; Brassicaceae
Source: the annotation of a GenBank genome assembly